GCCGAGGAUUUAGUGAAACGUGGCUUGCAGUGAGUGGCCUCACCGGCUAACAACUGCUAGGCUCGACCAGUCUAAGCUUCACUGCUGAAUUUUCCAGUAGAACCUUGUGGACUGGUAGUAAAAACCUAAGGCAGCUCGAUCGUCUCCAUUCAUCCAAACCAAACCGGCCCUUCUGUUAGCUGACUCAGAAUUCAAUGGCCGACGUUGGAACUGCCAAGCCCCCGUCCUUAUCCGAGCAAUAUCUAUUGAAGGGAAAGGAAGAUACAUCUGAAGUCAUAACAAAACCUGUGGAAGAAGCUGAAGUUAAAACUUCAGAAAAUAUUACUGUUGCAGAAGAAGUUGUCGAGAAAGCUGAGGAUACUCCUGUCGUUGAAAAUAGUGAAGUCCCUCCUACUGGUGCUGAUGGAAGCAGUGAAGCUUCUGAUACUGCUGCUGGAGAAAGCACUGAAGCCACUCCUGCUGCUGAGGCUGGCUCUGGAGAUGAUACACCUGCUAGUGAAAGUGCUGAAAGUGAGGUGGCAGGUGAUCAAGAAUCCAUUGAAGAUGCUCCACAUUUUACGCUUGAGACUGCACCUGCAGACUUCCGUUUCCCAACUACAAAUCAAACCAGGCAUUGCUUUACCCGAUAUAUUGAAUACCAUAGGUGCAUAGCAGCAAAGGGCGAAGGUGCCUCUGAGUGUCAGAAGUUUGCCAAAUAUUAUCGUUCACUUUGCCCAGGGGAAUGGAUUGAUAGAUGGAACGAGCAAAGGGAGAAUGGCACCUUUCCGGGUCCUUUGUAGAUGAUGCCAGCCAAUCGAAGAUGGUUCCUGGAGUUGACUUGCGAGAUGCCUGCUGUCUUUCCAUACGCAUAGAGAGAAUCCUUUUCAAUCAACCGAGAUAAUAAAAAUUUUGGCUUCUGUAUUCUAUAUUGGAGCUUGUUCAAGCACGAAACUUGUUGCUCCUCAACCAAUGAAUUUGUCGCUGAUGAAUGAUCAUACCUUUGAGUAGACCUCUCUUUGUUCCCUUUGUCAAGCUUGACAUUUGUAACAGUGAUGAAUCAUUGGGCGGAUGCCCGGUUAGAACUUCUUGCUGGGCAAACGAUUUUUUUACGUGUCACAGAAUAAAGCUUAUUAGAACUUGUGGAACUAUUUGGUAGUUACCAUUGCUAGAUUUUCUAGACCAGUGACAUGAGAAAGCAGACUGAUGCAUGAAUCUCAGUAGAUGUAUACAGAUUGCUUAUGGAGUUAUCGUCAA
Molecule: messenger RNA, 1233 nt
Organism: Coffea eugenioides
Lineage: Eukaryota; Viridiplantae; Streptophyta; Magnoliopsida; Gentianales; Rubiaceae
Product: cytochrome c oxidase subunit 6b-1-like
Exons: 5
Coding region: 195-779 (194 amino acids)
Cellular component (GO): respiratory chain complex IV; mitochondrion
Source: RefSeq, a predicted model, not a curated record